Didymella exigua CBS 183.55 is the source of this 355-nucleotide messenger RNA. RefSeq lists its product as uncharacterized. The coding region runs from base 92 to 271 and encodes 59 amino acids. NCBI's taxonomy places the organism in Eukaryota, Fungi, Ascomycota, Dothideomycetes, Pleosporales, Didymellaceae. The transcript is spliced from 3 exons. The record is from RefSeq and is a predicted model, not a curated record.
AAGAACUGAGGGACUUGAAUGAAGAGCUGUACUUCUAUACCCCAAGCCACAGAGUCACUGUGAAUGUGAGAAUCGUGACUAGUCGGAGAGAAUGUACAAUGAUUCGGUCCAAAAUGUUAAAUCGGAACUUCAGCGUCUUGAAAUUGCGACUGGGAGUAUUCACCUGAUCCCAAGCAAUCAUCAGGAUGAGAAUUUUAUUGGACUCUCUUCCAAAACCCCCUGGUACACCAACGCUACAUUGAUAGCUGCACUCGAUGAAGUCUUCUCGUAGGCUGUCUCAGGGUCGACGUGUCGCAGGCUUUGGGUCCGUUCAGAAAGCAGAAAACUGCAAGCGCUUUUGAUGAUUCUUGGCUGC